Messenger RNA from Funneliformis geosporum, 248 nucleotides. The record is from the annotation of a GenBank genome assembly. Lineage: Eukaryota; Fungi; Glomeromycota; Glomeromycetes; Glomerales; Glomeraceae.
UUAAAGACAGCAAAGCAAUAUUAAAUCGUUAUACUGCUCAUAUUGAGUUUACAAAUUGGUUUAUUGAAAAACUAGAAAAUCACAAAGCUACUCCUAAGGCUUAUCUUGAGAAUUGGCGACUUUUUCAAAUUUGGAUAGUUGAUCCAAAAUUAAACAUUCAAAUUAAAUGUUUAGUAAACUUUGCUGAACACUUUUAUGAACCUCUAGUUCAGCAUGCUCAUAAGAUGCCAGAUAAAAUCUUUGAAUAG